This is a messenger RNA of Passer domesticus (house sparrow), 5431 nucleotides long. It is a transcript of the gene DBF4B, whose product is annotated as DBF4B-CDC7 kinase regulatory subunit. The transcript has 11 exons. The record is from RefSeq and is a predicted model, not a curated record. Gene Ontology annotation, molecular function: zinc ion binding; protein serine/threonine kinase activator activity; nucleic acid binding. The coding region runs from base 2962 to 4926 and encodes 654 amino acids. Gene Ontology annotation, cellular component: Dbf4-dependent protein kinase complex. Gene Ontology annotation, biological process: positive regulation of nuclear cell cycle DNA replication; regulation of cell cycle phase transition. NCBI's taxonomy places the organism in Eukaryota, Metazoa, Chordata, Aves, Passeriformes, Passeridae.
CCUCGCCUCUUUUCUGACUCUGCUCAUUGUUUAAUGUUUCCUGAUUUUCUUAUUUUUUCCGGUGGGCCGGUUCCCUCCUCGGUCCUGGGGCUGGUUGAGUUCCCCCGGCCCUCGGCGGCCCCUGGGCUCGGGACCGGCCUUUCCCUCCCGACGCUCCGGCUGCUCUGGCCUUUCCUUCCCAACCUUCCAGGUGUUCUAGGUCCGACAAGUGCUGGAAGGACUGGUGUGUCCUGCCCUGUUGCCUGUGGAGCUGCUUGCCCUUUUCUCCUUUAUUUUUCUUUCUCCUUGUUCCCUUUCUCCUUUAUUUUUCUAAAACUGGUUGUGCUCUCCUGGGGACAGAACUCCUUUCCCUCCCAACACUCCAGGUGUUCCUGUCUGCCUGGUCUCAUGGUGACCACCAUGAGAGCAGCUCCCUGCCCAUGGAGGUGCUUCCAGGGUGGUCACUUGGUCCUGGGAGUGCUUCCCAAGGGUUGGGAGCUGCCUGCUGCUCCUGGGGGCACCUCCCAGAGGUGAGAACUGCUUGAGGGGUGAUGGGUGCCCCAUCAGCCAGUGAUAAAUGGUUCCCUGGUACUUUUUCCAGGUGGUUGUAACUGGUGUGUUGUUCCCCCUCAUCGCUGACAACAGCCUGUGGCAGUUUAAUCUUUUAGGGAGGUUGUGGGACUUCCAAAUGCAAUUCAGCAUAUGGUAAAGUAGGGAAAUGCCAACCAAGGUUCUUAUCAUGGAGUGGUGUGCUUUUAUCAUGAUUUUCCCAGAAAAGCCAUCUGGACCCUUUUCCCUGGGAGGCUGUUAUUUGUGUGGAUCCCUGUGGCAUCCUUCAUGGCCUCCAGGCUUCCUUGCUGCUGAUAUUCCUCAUCAAUUCCUUAUCUCCCGUCCCAAAACCUUACAAAAAGUAGCAUCACCCCAGUCCCUCAAGCUGGAGCUGAGCAUGGGGUUGUACCUGUUGUUCAUCUUUCUGCUCUUGUGCACAGUUUGGUUCUAGCAGUUCCUACUAUUUGUUUUCAAGCUCUUUAUUCUCUCUGAGGUGAUCAUCUCAUGUAGCCUCAAAACUUAAAUCCUACAAUGUACACACUUACAAUUGUUGCUGUUAGUAAUGAAGGAAUUGGAUUAUUUGUGGAUUAAAAACAAUUUAUUGUUUAGAUUAAUAUUGGUUUUAGAGAUUGUGAGAUUUUAAAGGAGUGAGUUGUUGGUUAUAGUUCAAGAGUAGUUAUAAGUUUUUUGUUACAAGACAGUAUAUGUUUUUUAACUAGUAGAUGGAUGUUACAAGGUUUAUUUUGCUUUUUAACUUCUUAUCUUGACUUAAUUUUGUUGUACUGUGGAUACUUUUCUCUAGUGGGCUUCUGUUUUACAUGUACAUAUGCUUUUAUUAUAACUUCUAAACUCUUAGCUUAUUCUAUACAACUACACCUCUACAUUAUAAACUUUUCACUAUCUUAUUGAUAUAGUUUGUCACUUAAGGCAUAUUAUUGCUUACAACUAUAGCAACAUAAGUUUAUGAUUUUUCUGCUUAAUGGCUGUAUAUUGUGUUUUUGUAUUAAUCUAAGCUUCUUCUAGAGCUAUAGAUCAAAUCCUUCCAUGUUUGUGGAAGUUUCUGAUUCCCACACACACACUGUAAAAUCUUUUAAUUCUUGCUGAUGCUGUGUCCCUUCAGCCCUAAGCAGGGGUUGGCUGCACAGGCACGUGGGGAAGGUGACUUGCACUCUUUUUCCUUCCGUGAAUUGCACCUUCAUCCUGAACUUGCUGGUUUCUCUCUGCCCUCCCCCAGAUGUGCCACCCGCUCUUGGGACAUCUCUUUCCCAGCUGGGCAUCCUCAUGUCUGAGAACCCCGUGCUCCCAGCAGACAGCUACUCCUCUCUGCAGCUUCUGUGUUACUUGGAAAUCAUUUUAGACUUUGGCCAUCCUUCUGGCUCCUGUCACACACCAUCCUGGCUGUCCCUCCUGAAAUGAGGUGCUCUGGCAGUGGAGCUCUCAUUCCUCUGGCUCCUGUGGAGAUACUGACCUACACCACAGCCACUGUCUGUGAAGGCAGCAGUAUCUGAGCCCAGGCUCUGUGUGUAGCUCAGGACACAGACCAGGACAUCCUGUGGCCUUGGGCUUGGCAUGGGGACAUGGUGACGCUCUGGAGUGUUAUUUGGAUGGGGAGGUUGUGAUUUCCUCUCUUCUGUGUCUGCAGUGCAGCCUGCAGUGACCCUUGUGGCACUUCACACCCACUUGGUGGUUUGGGAGUCUCCACCUACAAUGGGAUCCUGCAAUGGAGCAGAACCAGCUUGUUCAGCAGCUGUGAUUUUGGGCUGCCAAGAUCUUUAUCUUCCAGAGGGCGUCACACCUGGGCCCUAUGACUGCCUCCUGCACAGAUUUUGAGAAGCCAAGUCAUUAUUGGCUUAUAAUACCAUUAGUGUCCCAACUUUUGGGUUUCCACCUCUUCCUUGGCUGGGUAGCUCUGUGCAAAGGUGUGUGUAAGUGUUUCAUCUCUGCUUCCCUCCUGCCCUGUUGCCUGUGGAGCUCCUUGCCCAAUUGUUCUCUUUCUCCUUUAUUUUUCUAAAACUGAUUAUGCUGUCCUGAGGACAGAGCUCCUCCAGGCUGAUCCAUGAUGUCCAGGCCCUUUUCCUCAGAUGUUUGGGUUUUUUUAAAGCACUGUGAGGAGUGGGUGGUGGUGACAGAGUCCUGGAUGCCUGGAUCUGAAUUUCUGGUGACUAUUUGCAGUGAAUCUCUGGGGCAUCACAGGAUCUCCUGGUGACCGAAAGCUUUCUCAGCAAAGAAGUCACCUGCGUGGUGUCCAGCAACAGAGAGGCCAAGCAGGGCCAGGCCAGGGCUCGGGAGGAGAAGCAGAGCAGCCCAGCUGCACAAGGCACAAAACCCACGAGCUCAGUGCCUGCUGCCCCCAAAGGAGCCCCAGCCAGACCUCGCCAGAAGCCACCAUACACUGCACUGCUGAGCCGGGGGAAGGAGCUGCUGAACAAGGCCAUGAAGAACCAGGACACCUGCAGUGGCAGCAGCAUCCUCGCCAACGCUCGCCUGUGGGGAGUCCAGAUCCUGCAUGUGGAUGAAAUGUUGUCCUAUGCCCAGCAGCUGCUGCGAGCCAUCUCGGGAGCAAGGAAGCAGUGCCAGAAGACAGAGGUGAAAUGCCCUGCCUCCAGAUCCAAAAUUCACAAAGGAAAAUUGAAGCCCCCUUUUCUGAAAGUUGAAGACCAGAGCAGGCAAUUCCGGCCCUUCCAUCACCAGUUCCAAAGCUUUCCUGACCUCAACUUCCUGGCACCCAAAAGCUCCAGCCCAUUUGAGCCUCUGAAAAGCCUCUCCAAUUCCUGCCAAGCCAGGGGUGCUGAGGGCUGUGCCCUGCACAGCGCCGGGGGGAAGAGCCCCCGCUCCACACACGUCACCGUGCCCAGGAAAAGGAGGGGGUUUUGCGAGUGCUGCCAGGAGACCUUUGAAGAGCUGCAGAAGCAUCUCCAGAGCCCCCAGCACCAGAGGUUUGCCAGGGACAGCUCCCAGUACAUCCCUGUGGAUCGUGUCAUCUCCCAGCUCACCAACAGCUUCGUGGAGUGGUCAGCCAAGGUGCCCUGGUCCUGCCUGGCAGAGGAACGUGUAAUGCCUCAAGCACACAGCACUGGAGGAAUGCAGCUGCUGCCAGCAGAGCUGGGAAAGGAAGGGGAACAGCCUGAACAGGGUGCUGUGGAACUGGUAACGGAUACAGAGCUGGAUCAUGGCCUGAAAACCCAGGGACAUUCCCCCUGCCUGCCCAAGGACAGGGUCAGAGAUCCCAGAGGAGGAGGAGACUUGUCAAAGCACAGCUCCCUGCAGCUGCCAAGGGGAGCAGGGCUCAGCAGUGGGGCCUGUGCUGCCCAUGGUACCAUGGAGGGGGCUGGGCAGGGGGCUUCAGGUUUAGGCUUGGCUCCUGAGCUGGGCUGGGGGCCUUGUGCAGCACCCACUCCUGUCAGAGAGGCAAUGCCUUCUUCAUCUGAACCUCAUACACAGCCUGGGUCUGUCAGCCACCCUCCCCAAGCACAGCCUGCCUCCAGGAAGCGCCAGCUGUGCUCCAGACAGAGCUCCCAGGUGGGAAAGAGGCCCAGGCUGGAGCUGGGUUUUGGCCUCUCCCCUCUGGGUGAGCAGAUGGAGCGGGUGGGUGGUGGGAUGGGGGCACAGGGCGCAGGGCAGGUGUCUGAGCCAGCCCUGCCCGCUGUGGUAGGGGCUGGCAGCCUGCCCCUGGGCACAGAGCUCUCCAGCAGAACUCACAGCUCCCUUGCUUUGGAUCUGUGCCUGUGUGAGAGCCCUGGGGACCCUGUAUCCCAGCCGGGAUCCCCGGGAGCCGUGGCUGCAGGUUUGGAUGCUGGGGAGGCAGCUGCAGCCAGCACUGCCAGCGAGCGUGGCUGGAGCAGGGACAGAUCCCAAGGGAAACUGCACGGAGGGGACGGUGACAACACACCCAGGGAUGGGAACAGGCCUGCUCUGGAGAGCACAGCGAGCAGGACCAGCUGCCCUGCUGGCUGCCUGCCCUCUCCCACACUGCCUGUGGCUGCAGGCAGAUGUUGCUGCUCGCUCCGUGUCAGGGCAGCAGAAGAAGCAGCCCCUGGAGCUCCCGGCGUGCCCAGGCAGGGCACGGAGCGGGCGCAGAGCCCCAAACUCCUCCUGCCUGCUCCCCAGAGCCCAGAGGCUGCUCAUGGCUUCAGGAGUUCCUUGGAGUCAGACUGGGACGUGCAGCUGCUCCCCAGCCUCUCAGGUGUCCAGGGCUGCAGGAUUCCAGCUGUGGACAGGGACUUGCUGCAGCAGCCACACGUCAGGCUGAGGGACAGCGGGUACAAGUCUCAGCUCUGCCCUGUGCUGGAGGAGUCAGAGCUGGCCUGGGCAGCCAGAGAGGACAAGAGCUGCAGGAACUGCUGCACAGAGACCAGAGGAACCUCUUUCCCCAUACUUGGGACGUUGUUUGGCAGCUAAAAUCACCUGCAGGCUGCUCUCUGGACCCUCGGUGGGAGCUGAGGAGGGGCUGGGAUGGGAUUUACAGAGGCACCCUCCAUGCCAGGACCAGGAGGCACAUCCAGGAGUGAGGACAGCACUGGCAGCGUGGGCAGCUCUCCCAGUGGGAAUUGAUGGGGAUGCAGUGGCUUCCCUGUCCUUGGCUGUGAUCUUCCCUCUUCUCUGCUGGCCACGUUUAGAGCCAGCAGCUUCCUCUAAUUCCUCACAGGACUCGCCACUGACACAGUGGUGCCUCUGGAAGUCUCUGUCCAACACCAAUGCGCUCUUUGCCCUUCCAGAGGAAGAGCUGUUCCUCCUCUCACAUGGUCCCCAGAGCUGCAAAGACUUAGGAAAGGAGGGUCAUGGAGAUGAGAUUUGUGCUCCUCAUGUGGUCUGGGGGUUGUCUUUGAGUAUUUUCAGGUGCUUUUAACUUGUUUUGGAUUUUUUUACAAACUUUUAAACUUUGAAAUAAAAUGGAGGGAUGAGA